Molecule: messenger RNA, 1137 nt
Organism: Cercopithifilaria johnstoni
Lineage: Eukaryota; Metazoa; Nematoda; Chromadorea; Rhabditida; Onchocercidae
Source: the annotation of a GenBank genome assembly
AUGGUCGUCGAAUCAGUAUUUAAUCGUUUGCUUGCCGAGCUUGAUGACAAAUUUGCUGGUUUGGAUCACUGCAUCAGUAAAUUGCACGAGAUCAUAAAACGAUUCAUUAAAAGCAAAGAGGGUGGCUCGGCAGUUGUUAUCGGACCUAAAUCAUCUGGAAAACGUUCAAUUAUAUCUAAGGUUGUAAUGGAUUAUGCUGAUGAUAUGGAAGUUGUUUUCAUCGAUGGAUUAAUUCUAACAAGUGAUAUAGAUGCAUUGAAAGUACUGGACGCAUCUGAAUCCAAUUCGGAACAAUUGCGGCUUGUUAUCGUAUUUAACUUUGAUCAGUUUGUAACACGAGGCCGACAAACUCUUCUUUAUACGAUUCUGAAUGCAUCACGUUCUGAAUCUCUCUUUGUACUCUGUGUUAGCUCUCGUCAGGACUGUACCGAACUGCUUGAGAAACGUGUACGUUCACGUCUUUCCAAUACAUUUAUAUCGUUUGCUCAGUCAUCUAUAUCAUUUGAUGAUUUUUCAAAGACAUUUAUAACAUUUUUGCAUACUAAUAUGAAAAAAUACGAGCACAAUAAUGGUCUUAUCCAGGAAUUCAUUGCCAAUGAGUGUGUAGAGCGUAAAUUACGUGAAAUAUAUGAUGAAACACGAAGUUAUUGCAUUCUGAAACAAAUCACAGCUACAUUUCUAUGUUUCAUGGGUGCAGAGCACAUUGAAAGUCUGGCAAGUCCUCAUGCUUCGCGAAUAUUUAUUGAAGCAAAAAAUGCAGUUAUUGCUAACGAAGAUACGAUGAAAUCGAUCAUUUUAAGUUUGACAUUGCGGCAACUCUGUCUCUUAUUAUGUUGUGUUCGUUUGGCACGUUAUCAGCGACGGCAGGAUUUCAUAUUUCGUGAAAUUAUCCUAGAUUACCGCAAAUUAGUUAACAAAUAUUUGCCAACACUAAAUGUAAAGGACGACUUGAUAUUGUUAAAAGAGCUGGAUACAUUGUGUAGUCUAACAGUUCUGGAAGAAAGAGAGCAAUGCGGGCAGCUAUUGUUUAGACGAACAUCUCUGCAAGUAGAUAUCGAUUUGGUGUUGAGUUGUGUGAAGGAAUUUACACCUCUUCCAACCGCUUUAAUGCACUGGAUAGAUGAUCUUGAAAGAUGA